AUGGGUGGCUCAGUUGACCCCAAGAACGGACAGCUGCCCGACCCCCAGCGCAUCGCCACCUACUCGCUGUCCCCUAACCGUCAGCGUCCCUUCGCCGGUGCCGCUCACGCCGCCAUCUUCAACACCUUCCGUCGUUUCCGCCACCAGGUUCUCUACGUUGUGCCUCCCUUCGUCGUCGCCUACGCUGCCAUGGAGUGGGCCAUUGAGCGCAACCACUACUUGAACUCCAAGCCCGGCCGCCUCGAGGCUGGUCACGAGGAGUAA
Molecule: messenger RNA, 264 nt
Organism: Penicillium canescens
Lineage: Eukaryota; Fungi; Ascomycota; Eurotiomycetes; Eurotiales; Aspergillaceae
Product: ubiquinol--cytochrome-c reductase subunit 8
Exons: 3
Coding region: 1-264 (87 amino acids)
Biological process (GO): mitochondrial electron transport, ubiquinol to cytochrome c
Source: RefSeq, a predicted model, not a curated record